GGAGGAAGGCGAUGUGUAUGGCUCUCUUUGGCUUGCCGUCUUCCAUAGCCACAUCUCCAAAAGCAAGCUUCCAUUGCUUUCUGUCUCUCCUCUAAUGGCGGAAUCUGCCCAUCGCCGUAAUAAUAAGGAGUGCUGCAUGUGCGGCGACCUCGGCCUGCCGAACGCUCUCUUCCGCUGCGGCGUCUGCCUCUUUAGAUCACAGCACAGAUACUGCAGCGAUCUCUACCCCAAAGCGGAGAGUUACCGCAUCUGCAACUGGUGCCUUCGUGAGAGAGAGACGCAACCCUCCACAUCUAUCGGCGAGGAUAAUUCUUCGGCCAGCAGCGGCGUCUCUAAAAAUAGUGACGGUGGUAACAUCGGUCUGAAGAGGAAAUUUAUUGGGUUUGAUCGGAGGUUGAGCCUGCACAUGCAGUCGGUUAAGAAGAACAGGUCGAUGGAGUUUCAGUCCAGUAAGUAUUCGGAGGAGAGGACGACGGAGGUGCGGCGGGACGACGAGAUCGUGGCCGGAAGGAAGGGUGGCAGUUUAGGACGCAAGGACGAAUUGUUGAGGACGAAGUCGGACGAUUUCUCGUCGACCGCGAAAGUGGGGAUGGCGAGGCAGAUCGGAAGGGGAAAAGUGCGGAGGUACAAGCUACUGGAAGAGGUCUCCAGCUAGGAAGUUUUUUAUGAUCGAUGCCAUGUAAAAGGCUUUCUCUCUGUCUCUCUGCUUCUCUCCCUCUCUUUCUAUCUGGUGUAGGUUUGAUCGGCCGAUGCAAAGGGGAUUCUCUUGUACUGAACAUUCGAUCUUUGGACAAAGAAGAAGAAGAAGAAGAAAAAGCCCCAUGGUUAAUUUUCUCUUUA
Molecule: messenger RNA, 840 nt
Organism: Nymphaea colorata (pocket water lily)
Lineage: Eukaryota; Viridiplantae; Streptophyta; Magnoliopsida; Nymphaeales; Nymphaeaceae
Exons: 2
Coding region: 95-655 (186 amino acids)
Source: RefSeq, a predicted model, not a curated record